UCACUAUUAUCAUUAUCAGUUAAAAUUUCAGUGGGUAGAGAUGCGAUUUUGACAGAUAAACUCGGAUUUUUAAAUAGAUUUGAUUUUUUCAUGGGAAGUGUUGACGUAUUCUUUGGCUAUACAUUCACAUACGAGAGGGUUGAGAUUCUACGGGGGCAAAUUAUAAUCGGGGAGUUACAUAAGUUUUUGGAUCCGAUAAGAAAAUGAAAUUCCGGUUCCUCGGGGACGGCGAUUGCCCAGACUGGCUGCUGGCGGAAAUAAACACCCUUUCGAGAAUGACUUCCAUCAAGAUGAAAGUCCUCGGGCAACUCGUUGCCAAAUAUCUUACCGAAGGGUAUCUCGACGAAGACAGAGUGAAAAAAUUGACUCAGGACGCUAAACUGGAAACCGGAGAUGCGAAGGCCAUGAUUGCUGCUUUGGAUUUGAUCUUUUCGUCAUCAACGAGCCAUGCGGUUUCCGCGACGGAUUUAAGCAGCGAACUUCAGCAGCUUGGAUUACCUCGAGAACAUAGCACGACACUUUCUCGUUUGUACACCGAAUUCAGCCCACAAAUAAAUGCAACGUUAUCAUCCCAAUCCCUCAGAUUAAAGCGUCUAUCUUCGAUUGAGACAAUUGAGAAGGAAAGUGGCUCGCCAUUUGUGAAAAUGGGUCUCAAAGUUUCGAACGUUGACGGAACGGAAGAGCAAACUAACGUCACAAUACCCAAGGAUGAAAUACCCGUCUUGCUUUCAGAAUUGAAAAGAGCGAGAUCUCUGAUGGAGGGAUUGUAAAAAUUAAACAAAAAUGUCCAGGCUCCUUUCUGUAUAUCACCGAAAUUGUAUAAGUUGAAAAUAAAGAUUAUAUGUAUCAUAAAA
Messenger RNA from Athalia rosae (coleseed sawfly), 854 nucleotides. RefSeq names its product COMM domain-containing protein 4. The coding region runs from base 204 to 770 and encodes 188 amino acids. NCBI's taxonomy places the organism in Eukaryota, Metazoa, Arthropoda, Insecta, Hymenoptera, Athaliidae. The record is from RefSeq and is a predicted model, not a curated record. The transcript is spliced from 8 exons.